Messenger RNA from Punica granatum (pomegranate), 987 nucleotides. Lineage: Eukaryota; Viridiplantae; Streptophyta; Magnoliopsida; Myrtales; Lythraceae. The record is from RefSeq and is a predicted model, not a curated record.
GAGAAACUUCAAGGCGCAAAGUGCAAUUUAGACAUCCCUCGUCAAAGAUUCCUCCCUCCAACCGUCCUGCUGAUUCCGAUUCUUCGUCCUCGUCCUCUACCACGGCCAGUCACUCCCCAUCCGCUGCCGCAAUCCGACUGGUUCUUCUCCUCAGCCGGCAGCGAGAGUUUGGCGGUGGAAGGGGAAUCGUUCUUCUUCCUCCUCAUCUCCGUCGCAUCAUCUUCAGUUCUACAUUUCAGCGGAGUUUGGCUGUGCGAGUCGAAUAUGAACGUGACGGCAGCAGCAGCGUCUUUAGGUUCAGGCGCCGGUCAACAAAUCGGAGCUCACAACGUCUUCGUCUACGGCAGCCUGCUGGCCGACGACGUCGUCCGUGUCCUCCUCAAUCGCGUCCCUCAGUCGUCCCCCGCCGUCCUCCAUGACUUUCACAGGUUCAGCAUCAAAGGGCGAGUUUAUCCGGCAAUCCUCCCCGUUGAGAAGAAGAGCGUCACCGGCAGGGUACUCAUGGGAAUCACCAAUCCUGAAUUAGAUAUCUUAGACACGUUCGAGGAUGUCGAGUAUGAUAGGAGAGAUGUGGAGGUCACACUGGUGGAGAGUUCCAAAAAGUUGAGGGCUGCAGCUUAUGUGUGGAGCAACAGUUCUGAUCCUAACUUGUAUGGCGAGUGGGAUUUCAAGGAAUGGACGAGGAAGCACAUGGAGGACUUCAUCAAGAUGACAGCAGGUUUCAUAGAGGAGCUUGAGUUGCCUGACUCCAAGACCAGAGUUACAACCUAUGAGACCUUUUAUCAGAAGAAUGGCAACGAUUCCCCGGCAUCUUGACUUCAUUUAUCAAGUGUAAAUUCUAAACCAUGUUGGAAAUAACCAUCUUCGGGAUCAUUAUUUCCCCCUUCAUUCUUGCCAGUUCGGAUACUGAAUGGCACCGCUUAAUAAUGACGAGACCACAUUGAGGCAGUGAUUUUAAUACAAUAUCUUCGUUAUGCGUUUAACUUA